This is a messenger RNA of Suncus etruscus (white-toothed pygmy shrew), 6836 nucleotides long. It is a transcript of the gene DOCK7, whose product is annotated as dedicator of cytokinesis 7. The record is from RefSeq and is a predicted model, not a curated record. The transcript is spliced from 49 exons. Gene Ontology annotation, biological process: axonogenesis; positive regulation of GTPase activity; small GTPase-mediated signal transduction. Lineage: Eukaryota; Metazoa; Chordata; Mammalia; Eulipotyphla; Soricidae. Gene Ontology annotation, molecular function: guanyl-nucleotide exchange factor activity. Bases 38 to 6427 code for a protein of 2129 amino acids.
GCGAGGCGAGGCCGCGCACCCGCCGCCCUGCGCAGCCAUGGCCGAGCGCCGCGCCUUCGCGCAGAAGAUCAGCAGAACUGUGGCUGCUGAAGUUAGGAAGCAGAUCUCCGGACAGUACAUUGGUUCUCCGCAGCUGCUCAAAAACCUUAACAUUGUUGGCAAUAUCUCCCACCACACCACAGUACCCCUAACUGAAGCAGUGGAUCCGGUGGACUUGGAAGAUUACCUCAUUACUCACCCUUUAGCGGUGGAUUCUGGGCCUUUAAGGGAUUUGAUUGAGUUCCCACCAGAUGAUAUUGAAGUUGUUUACAGUCCGAGGGACUGCAGAACACUUGUCUCAGCUGUACCCGAAGAAAGUGAAAUGGAUCCUCAUGUUAGAGAUUGUAUCCGAAGUUAUACAGAAGAUUGGGCAAUUGUAACGAGAAAGUACCAUAAACUGGGAACAGGAUUUAAUCCCAACACGUUAGACAAACAGAAAGAGCGGCAACGAGGUUUGCCAAAGCAAAUCUUUGAGUCGGAUGAAGCUCCAGAUGGCAACAGCUACCAGGAUGAGCAAGAUGAUCUGAAAAGACGUUCAAUGUCCAUCGAUGAUACCCCCAGGGGGAGCUGGGCCUGCAGUAUUUUCGACUUGAAAAAUUCACUCCCCGAUGCUUUGCUUCCCAAUUUACUCGACCGAACCCCAAAUGAAGAGAUCGACCAUCAGAAUGACGACCAAAGGAAAUCGAACCGCCACAAGGAACUCUUCGCCCUCCACCCAUCGCCGGAUGAGGAAGAGCCAAUAGAGCGACUGAGUGUUCCUGAUGUACCCAAAGAACAUUUUGGCCAGAGACUUCUUGUAAAAUGUUUAUCGCUCAAGUUUGAGAUAGAAAUUGAACCCAUUUUUGCAAGUUUGGCUUUGUAUGAUGUUAAAGAAAAGAAAAAGAUUUCAGAAAACUUUUAUUUUGACCUAAAUUCUGAGCAGAUGAAAGGUUUGUUGCGUCCACACGUUCCCCCUGCUGCUAUUACCACGCUGGCGAGAUCAGCUAUUUUUUCUAUCACUUACCCUUCCCAAGAUGUAUUUCUUGUUAUAAAGCUUGAAAAAGUCCUCCAGCAAGGAGACAUAGGAGAAUGUGCUGAACCUUAUAUGAUUUUUAAGGAAGCGGAUGCCACCAAGAACAAGGAAAAGCUGGAGAAACUGAAAAGUCAAGCUGACCAGUUUUGCCAAAGGCUUGGGAAGUAUCGCAUGCCUUUUGCUUGGACUGCGAUCCAUUUAAUGAAUAUCGUUAGCAGUGCUGGUAGUUUGGAACGAGAUUCUACAGAGGUAGAAAUAAGUACUGGAGAACGCAAAGGGUCUUGGUCUGAGAGGAGAAAUUCCAGCAUCGUGGGUCGACGGUCGCUGGAGAGAACGACAAGUGGAGAUGAUGCCUGUAACUUGACGAGUUUCCGGCCUGCUACCCUCACUGUGACCAAUUUUUUUAAGCAGGAAGGAGACCGUUUAAGUGAUGAAGAUCUGUACAAAUUCCUUGCUGACAUGAGAAGACCAUCAUCUGUUCUGCGCCGAUUAAGACCUAUCACUGCUCAACUAAAGAUCGACAUUUCUCCUGCUCCGGAAAAUCCCCAUUACUGCCUCACUCCGGAGCUGCUGCAGGUGAAGCUUUACCCUGACAGCAGAGUCCGGCCGACCCGAGAAAUUCUGGAGUUUCCCGCCAGGGAUGUAUAUGUCCCAAAUACCACUUACAGAAAUCUUCUCUACAUAUACCCUCAGAGUCUUAAUUUUGCCAACCGCCAAGGUUCUGCCAGAAAUAUAACAGUGAAGGUCCAGUUUAUGUACGGGGAGGACCCGAAUAAUGCUAUGCCGGUAAUCUUUGGUAAAUCUAGCUGUUCAGAAUUUUCAAAGGAAGCCUAUACAGCCGUAGUAUAUCAUAACAGGUCUCCUGAUUUCCAUGAAGAAAUCAAGGUUAAGCUCCCUGCUACUUUAACUGAUCACCAUCACUUGCUUUUUACUUUCUAUCAUGUUAGUUGUCAACAAAAACAAAAUACCCCUCUUGAAACACCAGUUGGUUAUACAUGGAUCCCAAUGCUGCAGAACGGAAGAUUGAAGACAGGCCAGUUCUGCUUGCCUGUUUCCCUGGAGAAGCCGCCACAGGCUUAUUCUGUACUGUCCCCCGAGGUUCCACUCCCCGGCAUGAAAUGGGUAGAUAAUCACAAAGGUGUUUUCAAUGUAGAAGUUGUUGCUGUUUCUUCUAUCCAUACACAAGAUCCAUAUCUUGACAAGUUUUUCGCUCUGGUCAAUGCCCUGGAUGAACACAUGUUCCCCGUUCGAAUUGGAGAUAUGCGAAUCAUGGAAAAUAACUUGGAAAAUGAACUGAAGAGCAGUAUUUCAGCGUUGAGUUCAUCCCAGUUGGAACCAGUGGUUCGAUUUCUUCAUCUUCUGCUGGAUAAACUGAUACUUUUAGUUGUCAGACCUCCUGUCAUUGCUGGCCAAAUAGUGAACCUAGGCCAAGCCUCCUUUGAAGCCAUGGCGUCCAUUAUAAAUCGACUUCACAAGAACUUGGACGGUGGUCAUGACCAACACGGCCGGAACAGCCUCCUCGCCUCCUAUAUCUACUACGUGUUCCGCCUGCCCAAUACUUACCCUAACUCUCCAUCACCAGGUCCCGGGGGGCUGGGCGGGUCCGUGCACUAUGCCACAAUGGCCAGAUCAGCUGUGAGACCUGCCAGCCUUAACCUCAAUCGUUCUCGGAGCCUCAGUAAUAGUAACCCAGACAUUUCUGGGACUCCUACAUCACCCGACGAUGAGGUUCGCUCAAUCAUCGGCAGUAAGGGUUUAGAUCGCUCCAAUUCCUGGGUUAACACUGGUGGUCCCAAAGCUGCCCCCUGGGGAUCCAACCCCAGUCCAAGUACAGAAUCAACACAGGCUGUGGAUCGAAGUUGUAAUCGUAUGUCUUCGCACACUGAGACGUCAAGUUUCUUGCAAACAUUAACGGGACGCUUACCAACCAAAAAGCUUUUUCACGAGGAGCUGGCACUGCAGUGGGUAGUGUGCAGUGGCAGUGUGCGGGAAGCCGCUCUGCAACAAGCCUGGUUCUUUUUUGAGUUGAUGGUAAAGAGCAUGGUGCAUCAUUUAUACUUUAAUGAUAAACUCGAUGCUCCAAGGAAGACCCGGUUUCCAGAACGUUUCAUGGAUGACAUUGCCGCGCUGGUCAGUACGAUUGCCAGUGACAUUGUGUCACGAUUUCAGAAGGACACAGAAAUGGUUGAGAGACUCAACAUGAGUCUUGCCUUCUUUCUCAAUGACCUGUUGUCUGUGAUGGACCGAGGAUUUGUCUUUACCCUUAUAAAGACCUGCUAUAAACAGGUUUCCACAAAGCUUUACUCAUUACCAAAUCCAAGUGUCCUGGUGUCUUUGAGGCUGGAUUUUCUACGGAUCAUCUGCAGCCAUGAGCACUAUGUUACCUUGAACCUACCUUGCAGCCUCCUCACUCCCCCUGCAUCCCCAUCUCCUUCUGUCUCCUCUGCAACAUCUCAGAGCUCUGGAUUUUCCACAAAUGUACAAGACCAAAAGAUUGCCAACAUGUUUGAAUUGUCGGUGCCUUUCCGCCAGCAGCAUUAUCUGGCUGGCCUCAUCUUGACAGAGCUGGCUGUCAUAUUGGACCCCGAUGCUGAAGGACUGUUUGGAUUGCACAAGAAAGUUAUCAACAUGGUACACAACUUGCUGUCCAGCCAUGACUCGGACCCUCGAUACUCUGACCCCCAGAUCAAGGCGCGGGUGGCUAUGUUGUACCUGCCGCUGAUUGGCAUCAUCAUGGAGACAGUCCCUCAGCUCUAUGACUUCACAGAAACUCACAACCAGCGAGGAAGGCCCAUCUGCACAGCCCCUGAUGAUUGCGAGAGCGAGAGUGGGAGCAUGAUCAGCCAGACCGUUGCCAUGGCGAUCGCGGGGACCUCGGUCCCCCAGCUCACACGCCCCGGCAGCUUCCUCCUCACAUCCACGAGCGGACGGCAGCACAACACCUUUUCAGCCGAGUCCAGCCGCAGCCUUCUCAUCUGUCUCCUCUGGGUGCUCAGGAAUGCCGACGAGACUGUGUUGCAGAAAUGGUUCACAGAUCUUUCAGUUCUGCAGCUCAACCGGCUCCUGGACCUGCUGUACCUCUGCGUGUCCUGCUUUGAGUACAAGGGCAAGAAAGUGUUUGAAAGAAUGAACAGUUUGACCUUUAAGAAGUCCAAGGACAUGAGAGCAAAGUUGGAAGAAGCGAUUCUGGGCAGCAUCGGUGCCAGGCAAGAAAUGGUGCGGCGAAGUAGAGGACAGCUCGAGAGAAGCCCCUCCGGAAGUGCCUUUGGAAGCCAGGAAAACCUGAGAUGGCGGAAAGACAUGACCCACUGGCGCCAAAACACAGAGAAGCUGGACAAAUCAAGAGCAGAAAUUGAACAUGAAGCCCUGAUUGAUGGGAAUCUGGCUACUGAAGCAAACCUCAUUAUUUUGGACACAUUGGAGAUUGUUGUACAGACCGUUUCCUUGACGGAAUCCAAAGAGAGUAUCCUUGGGGGAGUGCUGAAGGUGCUUCUGCACAGCUUGGCCUGUAACCAGAGUGCCCUUUACCUGCAGCACUGCUUCGCCACCCAGAGAGCCCUGGUUUCCAAGUUCCCAGAGCUGCUGUUCGAGGAGGAGACGGAACAAUGUGCCGACCUGUGCCUGCGGUUGCUCCGCCAUUGCAGCAGCAGCGUGGGCACUAUCCGAGCCCAUGCCAGUGCUUCUCUCUACCUGCUCAUGAGGCAGAACUUCGAGAUUGGAAACAAUUUUGCGCGAGUUAAAAUGCAGGUCACCAUGUCACUGUCUUCCUUGGUUGGCACAUCUCAAAAUUUUAAUGAAGAAUUCUUAAGGCGCUCCCUGAAGACGAUACUAACAUACGCAGAAGAAGACCUGGAACUGAGGGAAACCACGUUCCCGGAUCAGGUCCAGGAUUUGGUUUUCAAUCUCCAUAUGAUCCUUUCAGACACUGUGAAGAUGAAGGAGCACCAGGAGGACCCCGAGAUGCUGAUAGAUCUGAUGUAUAGAAUCGCCAAGGGCUACCAGACCUCACCAGACCUGCGGCUGACCUGGCUGCAGAACAUGGCUGGAAAGCACUCGGAGCGCAGCAACCAUGCCGAGGCCGCGCAAUGCCUGGUCCACUCCGCUGCUCUAGUGGCCGAGUACCUAAGCAUGCUGGAGGAUCGGAAGUACCUCCCCGUGGGCUGCGUCACCUUUCAGAAUAUUUCAUCCAAUGUUCUAGAAGAAUCUGCCGUCUCAGACGACGUGGUGUCUCCGGACGAAGAAGGUAUCUGCUCUGGAAAGUACUUUACUGAGUCUGGACUUGUGGGCUUGCUGGAACAAGCAGCUGCUUCCUUCUCCAUGGCCGGCAUGUAUGAAGCAGUGAAUGAGGUUUACAAAGUGCUUAUUCCUAUCCACGAAGCCAACCGGGAUGCCAAGAAACUGUCGACAAUUCAUGGUAAACUGCAGGAAGCAUUCGGCAAAAUAGUUCACCAGGAUGGUAAGCGGAUGUUUGGCACUUAUUUUCGUGUUGGUUUUUAUGGAAGCAAGUUCGGGGAUUUGGAUGAACAAGAAUUUGUUUACAAGGAGCCUGCAAUAACCAAACUGGCAGAGAUAUCUCACAGAUUAGAGGGAUUUUAUGGAGAAAGAUUUGGAGAAGACGUGGUUGAAGUAAUCAAGGAUUCCAAUCCAGUGGACAAGUGCAAAUUAGAUCCCAACAAGGCGUACAUUCAGAUCACCUAUGUGGAGCCCUACUUCGACACGUAUGAGAUGAAGGACAGGAUCACAUAUUUUGACAAGAACUACAACCUUCGCCGCUUCAUGUACUGCACGCCCUUCACUUUGGACGGCCGUGCCCACGGGGAGCUGCACGAGCAGUUCAAGCGAAAGACCAUCCUGACCACAUCUCACGCCUUCCCCUACAUCAAGACCAGGGUCAACGUCACCCACAAAGAGGAGAUUAUAUUAACGCCCAUCGAGGUGGCCAUUGAAGACAUGCAGAAAAAGACACAGGAGUUGGCCUUCGCCACCCAUCAGGAUCCAGCAGAUCCCAAAAUGCUGCAGAUGGUGCUCCAGGGCUCUGUGGGCACCACAGUGAACCAGGGGCCUCUGGAAGUUGCCCAAGUUUUCCUAUCUGAAAUCCCGAGUGACCCCAAACUCUUCAGACAUCAUAAUAAGCUGAGACUAUGCUUCAAAGAUUUCACUAAAAGGUGUGAGGAUGCCUUAAGAAAAAAUAAGAGCUUAAUCGGGCCCGAUCAAAAGGAGUAUCAAAGGGAACUGGAGAGAAACUACCAUCGGCUCAAAGAGGCUCUGCAGCCUCUGAUUAACAGGAAGAUCCCCCAGCUGUACAAGGCAGUGCACCCCAUCACCUGCCACCGAGAUUCCUUCAGUCGAAUGAGCCUGCGCAAAAUGGAUCUUUAAAAUAAAUACAACUUGCUUUCUUCUUUCAAAAAGAGCCAUGUAGUCAACUGGAGCGUGAAGUUAAGAUCUGAAGAACUAAGACUUGGGACUUAACUCUUGGAAGUAUAGCACUAAUAUAUUCACUGAAGAAUGCAGUGGCCGAACCAGUACCCACACGUAGCUUGUCAAGUGCGAGAGUCAUGGCUGUGGUUUCUAACGUGCUGGUAUAUGCUGUGGCUUUUUUUUAAGACACAAUGACUCAAAGGUACAAUAUACAUCUACCUUAUUUAUAACAUAGCUAAUGUUAUUUACCUUAAGUUUGUAUUUUUUUAAUUUAUAUUAUCAUUUAUAGAAUCAUUUUGGAACCAUUUUAAAUGUAGUAAUGCAAUUAUUUUAAAGGUACUAUUAAAUAUGUGGACGUUUACACUAA